Molecule: messenger RNA, 609 nt
Organism: Monosiga brevicollis MX1
Lineage: Eukaryota; Choanoflagellata; Craspedida; Salpingoecidae
Exons: 6
Coding region: 43-471 (142 amino acids)
Source: RefSeq, a predicted model, not a curated record
GUGGAGCAUCUUUGUGAUUGGACUUCCCACCGCACAGCCACUAUGCCGGACAUUCAACAUGUUGUGGUCAUCGCCAUCCGAUCGGAUGUGCCCGACGCCCAGCGCGAGACUGCGCUCAAGGCUCUCCGCGCGCUCCGCACGCAGCUCCCCCACGUCAUCAAGAGCCUUCGUGUCGAGCCCAUCGCCAGCAACCUCUAUCCGGGAUUUGACGAUCGCUCGGGCCACUACACCCACAUGCUCGUGUCAACUUUUGCCAAUGCACAGGAUUUGAGCACCUAUAACUCGAGUCCCGAGCACUUGAAUGCUUUGGCUUUGGUUCGCCCAAUCCUGGCCAAGGAAGAUCCCAUUGUGGCUGCGGACAUUGUGGCCAGCCACAACUUUGACAAGCCCUGGUGGCCAACUCUUGCCGGCGUUUUUGGCGGUAUCGUGGUUGGCUCCAUCAUCACGGCUGCUCUGAUCAAGACUGCCUAAGCCUCACAAAUUUGGCAGAAACCGACGUUUCUUUUUCACUUCUCGUCCCUUUAUACCAUCAUGUUGUUGUUGUCCACUUUUCCCGCCUCGUCCGGCAUCUCUGUUUUAUCAACUGCUCAAUUGCACAGCAGCUGGUGC